AUGUUAUUAUACGCUUUGUUUGGUUUGGGUUGCCUCGCCUUUGUGGCUUGGGUAUGGCUCAACUUGUGCCCAAAGCCAUAUCCGGGUAUUCCGUACAAUAAAGCGUCAGUCAACCGCAUUACUGGUGAUAUCCCCGAUCUGGUACCUAUCAUUGAGAAGACGAAUGAAUUUUCUAAUAGCGUCUUCACCAUUACUACUCAGAGACUGGGCACACCGAUUGCGCAACUGCUAUUCCCUGGUAUCCGCAAGCCCCUAAUUGUCUUGGAAGACCCCCGAGAAAUUGAGGACAUCCUCGUUCGUCGAAAUAAGGAGUUCGAUAAAGCUCCGAUGGGUAUCGACAUUUUCUCUCCGAUGUUCCCGCGUGGCACACUCAGUCAGUAUACGACUCCUGAGCUGAGGGCACAAAAACGUGUUUGGGCGGAUGUGAUGAGUACCGAGUUUCUCCGCAAGACUGCCGCACCAAAUAUACAUAAAGCAACAUUGGAGUUGCUAGAGAUCUGGCGGCUUAAGGCGUCGGUUGUGUAUAAAGACCAGCCUUUUAAUGUCCUUGACGAUCUCAAGAAUGCUGCACUGGAUGCUAUCUGGGUUGCUGUGGUCGGGGAGGAACCAGGUGUGACCAAGUUCGAAAGCAAGAAGCUACAGAGUCAGAUAUCAGGGAAUGAUGAAUAUUUGAACGAACCCCCUCCCCGUGGCACGUUCCUGAAGGAAGAAGUAGCGUAUAUCGCCAACACAAUUGCACGGAACUCCAACACACCUAUGCCUAAAUGGGCCCAGAAAUUGGAGACUUACACUCCACGCUACCGCAAGUUUCGUGCUACGGUAACCUCUGAGAUUAAUCGCGUUAUAACGAAGGCUGUUGAUCGGUUCCAGAAACUCGAGAUGGGCAAGUUGGAGGGUGAUGGUAAUGACACCUGCAUGAUGGAUUUAGUCCUGCGACGCCAAAUUCUUGAAGCUAAAAAGAACGGGAAGAUACCAACGGAUCCUAUAAAGGACCAGAAUAUGCUCGACGAGAUGUUCGUUAUGCUGGUUGGGGGACACGAUUCUACUGCCUGCACUUUAAGUUGGUUCUUUAAAUUCAUGGAGGCUUACCCUGACGCCCAGGCUGAACUACGUGCGACGCUCAAGUCGGCGUUCCCCGGCCCGGAUCCCCCGUCUGUUAAUGAUAUACUUGGAACCAACAUCCCCUAUCUUGACGGCGCAUGCGAAGAAGCAUUCCGCCUUGCUGGGACCGCGAAAGCCAAUCUCCGCCAGGCCCUAGUUGAUACUACUAUUCUAGGUUACCGAAUACCGAAAGGAGCUGAGAUAAUCAUGAAUUAUCAUAUAAAUUACUCCCCGUUUUCUGUGGACGAAUCCACUCGAACCAGCAGUAGCCAAGCUGCUGCGACCAAGCUAGGGGAUGGCCUCCUGGGAAACGCGGGUCGGGAUAUUGGCCGCUUUGAGCCGAGGAGGUGGCUUGUUAAGGACGAGAAGACGGGCAGAGAGACCUUCAACGCGUAUGCCUUACCAUCUCUUGCUUUUGGUGGGGGUACGAGGGGUUGUUUCGGACGUAAACUCGCGAUGAUGGAACUCCGGAUUAUAGUUGUGCUUCUUAUUCUCAGUUUCGAGUUUCAAGAAUUGCCAGAAGGCCUCAAGACAAUGGGAGCGCGUGAGAAGAUCUUCCGAGAAGUAGAAAAACCAUAUGCUAGGGUUAGGGUCUUGUAA
Molecule: messenger RNA, 1701 nt
Organism: Hypoxylon trugodes
Lineage: Eukaryota; Fungi; Ascomycota; Sordariomycetes; Xylariales; Hypoxylaceae
Product: cytochrome P450
Exons: 3
Coding region: 1-1701 (566 amino acids)
Molecular function (GO): heme binding; monooxygenase activity; oxidoreductase activity, acting on paired donors, with incorporation or reduction of molecular oxygen
Source: RefSeq, a predicted model, not a curated record